UCUAUGUUAUAAUGUUAUGUUGUACUACUCAUUCCCAGUGACCUGCAAAGUAUGGGACUGGGAUGGUUGAGCAACUCACCUUGUCGGGCUCUGCAAUUGGCAAUCGUCUUUGCAUCCGCAAUCACAUCAGUGGCUGGAGCCGAGAUCUACCACGAGUGGCAUGUCACAGUGGAACCCGCAUUCUCGUUAUCAGCUCAUUUGCAGCAGCCAGUGAUAACCAUCAAUGGCAUGUUUCCUGGGCCUCUCAUCAAUGCAACCACUGACGAUGCUAUACAUGUUAACGUGUUUAACAACAUGGACGAGCCCCUUCUCUUUACAUGGAACGGGAUACAACAGAGGCUGAAUUCGUGGCAAGAUGGGGUUUCCGGCACGAACUGUCCGAUCCUGCCUGGCAAAAACUGGACUUAUGAGUUCCAGAUGAAGGACCAAAUCGGGACAUUCUCCUAUUUUCCGUCGAUCAAUUUCCAGAAGGCAGGGGGAGGAUUUGGUUCCAUCAGAGUCAACAACAUGCCAGUUAUUGCCGUUCCUUUUGCCAAGCCAGAAGCCGAAUAUGACCUCCUCAUAGGAGAUUGGUACUAUCAAAGCUACAAGACACUGAGGUCAAGCUUGACCACUGAUCAGACGCAGUCAGAUCGCUCGCCCGAUGCAUUGCUGAUGAACGGGGAACUCCCUUUCGGGUUCACAGAUACCCCUGCGACCUUCAAUGUCACGAAAGGAAAAACCUACCUGUUCCGGAUAUCAAACAUGGGCACGAGACUGAGCUUCAACUUCCGCAUCCAAAAUCACACCAUGGACCUAGUUGAGACAGAAGGUUCCUACACUAGCAGGAUCACUCUGGACUCCCUCGAUGUGCACGUGGGCCAGUCCUACUCGGUCCUUGUGGCAGCCGACCGAGACGAUGACAAGUAUCUGAUGGUAGCAACUCCGAAGCUUAUCGCCGACUUCCAAGCCCACCACCUCGUCGCUCUAGGAAUCCUGGAUUAUGUUAACUCCACUUCGAUGCUUCCAACUUUCCCCAUUCCCGAUGGUCCUGAUCCGUUUGACAUGAAUUUUUCCAUUAACCAAGCCAAAUCUAUAAGGUGGAACAUGACCGCAGGGGCAGCACGGCCAAAUCCACAAGGGACAUUUAACGUGCACAAUGUAACCAUAUCCCAAACAUUUAUCUUACAUGGCUCAGUUGCAGAGCUCAAUGGCUCGACGAGGUACACGGUGAACAAUGUUUCCUACAUCACACCAGACACGCCCCUGAAGCUCGCAGAUCAGUUUGCCAAUGGGUCUGGAGUGUAUGUCCUUGACGAAUUCCCUGUGGCUUCAGUGAAGUUUGUAGCCCAAAAAGGAGUUUUUGUUUCAACUGGGAUUCACAAAGGGUUCAUGGAGAUCGUGUUCAAGAACGACUUGGAGGUGAUGGAUUCUUGGCAUUUGGAUGGGUUUGGGUUUUUCGUAGUUGGGUUUGGUGAUGGAGAAUGGACACUGGAAUCACGAUCCACAUACAACAUACAAGAUCCGGUUUUUCGCUCCACUAUUCAGGUGUAUCCCGGCAGAUGGACUGCGGUAUACGCAUACCUGGACAAUCCGGGAAUGUGGAACUUAAGGUCUCAGAAUUUGAAACAUUGGUACCUAGGACAGGAGUUGUAUGUCAGGGUUUACGAUGCCGAUCCCAACCCUGCCAAGGAGAGGCCACCCCCAGAAAAUCUUCUGUUAUGUGGAAAGUUUGAACCAUCUCCCUCUCCCACUUCCUCCCCCUCCCCCUCCCCCUCCCCAUCUUCCCCAUCUAGUGCAGUAGUUCCGAAACUUACAUGGUUUCAUACCACUAUCAUUUUCCUGAUCACAAUUUUUUCGCAACUUGGAAUGUGAAGAUCAUAUUCCUGGUUCGUUCCGAACAAGCUUGGGAGAGCAUUCGUAAACAAAUGGCUUUUACCACAUAUAUAUAUAUGUGUGUGUGUGUGUGUGUAUCUUGAUGUCCCUGAUUGUAUAUAACGGGUAUAUACAGCCUAUAUACCAAGUGAAGAAAAUAUAAUUAAUUAAACUAUUAAAUACAGACAGCAUGGAAAUUAGCAUUUUCAUAUUUUCUUUUUCUUCCAUCA
Punica granatum (pomegranate) is the source of this 2084-nucleotide messenger RNA. Lineage: Eukaryota; Viridiplantae; Streptophyta; Magnoliopsida; Myrtales; Lythraceae. The record is from RefSeq and is a predicted model, not a curated record.